Molecule: messenger RNA, 5238 nt
Organism: Patiria miniata (bat star)
Lineage: Eukaryota; Metazoa; Echinodermata; Asteroidea; Valvatida; Asterinidae
Gene: alg3
Product: dol-P-Man:Man(5)GlcNAc(2)-PP-Dol alpha-1,3-mannosyltransferase-like
Exons: 10
Coding region: 58-1308 (416 amino acids)
Cellular component (GO): endoplasmic reticulum
Molecular function (GO): dol-P-Man:Man(5)GlcNAc(2)-PP-Dol alpha-1,3-mannosyltransferase activity
Source: RefSeq, a predicted model, not a curated record
UGUACGUGUAGCAAUAGCAAGACCUUGUGGAGCAUCGUGCGCAUUUUGGUUAAGAAAAUGGCCAAAGAAUCCUUGAUUCGGAGAUGCAGAAACCAUAUGCAUGGACUCUUGUUCGACCCCAGUUACUUGUGGAUAACAGCAGCAAUGCUAUGGCUUGCAGAAAUUGUUGUUAAUGUGAUUGUUAUUCAAAAAGUCAAGUAUACUGAGAUUGAUUGGGAAGCAUACAUGGAUGAAGUUGAAGGAGUCGUCAAUGGAACCUAUGACUACAUGAAGCUGAAGGGAGGCACUGGACCCCUAGUGUAUCCAGCAGGUUUUGUCUACAUCUUCAUGGCGUUAUACUACAUCACCGACCAAGGUACAAACAUCAGACUGGCACAGUAUAUCUUCGCUGGCCUCUACUUGGCAACAUUGCUGCUCGUCUUUAGAAUAUACAACAGAACCAAAAAGGUUCCACCCUACGUCUUGUUCUUCAUGUGUUGUGCUUCCUAUCGCAUUCAUUCCAUCUACAUCUUACGAAUGUUCAACGAUCCUGUCGCCAUGUUCUUCCUCUACCUUUCCAUCAAUCUCUUCAUGGACGGACGGUGGAAUUGGGGAUGUUUUUGGUUCAGCGUGGGUGUGUCAGUCAAGAUGAACGUCCUUCUCUUCUCUCCAGCUCUCUUACUCCUUCUACUGUCUGAGUUUGGUUUCUGGGCAACCAUUCCAAGACUCUUCAUCUGUGCCGUCAUACAGCUCCUUGUGGCCAUUCCAUUCCUUCGUGAGAAUCCUUCAGGCUACAUCAUCCGCUCCUUUGACCUCGGUCGUCAGUUCUUCUUCAAGUGGACAGUGAACUGGAGGUUUCUUCCUGAGGAGCUAUUCCUGAAUCGCUACUUCCAGACAUCUCUCCUAGCCUUACAUGCAGUUCUUAUUGCAUUGUUUGUAAUACAUCGAUGGAACAGGAGACGAGGUGGAAUCCUGGCUCUUUUACCCAAACCAAAGAAGGAGGAGAGAUUUAUCCUGGGAGAUAAUUAUAUCGUUGCUUCCUUAUUUGCUGCGAAUUUCAUCGGUGUUGCCCUCAGUCGAUCCCUUCAUUAUCAGUUUUACGUCUGGUACUUCCACACGUUGCCAUAUCUUCUCUGGAGUACCAAUUUACCUUCCGUCUUUAGGAUUUUAAUUCUGGGCGUGAUUGAGCUGUGUUGGAACACCUACCCCUCCACCUCGCUUAGCUCCGCCUCUCUCCAUGUCUGCCACGCCUUAAUGCUACUAGCCUUGUGGCUGAAACGACCAAUCACCAAAGAGGAUUUAGCUCAGGAUAGUAAGAAAUCGACAUAAGUCCCCCCAAUUGCCGAGGUAACAGAAUUUCCAGUGGUGCUAAAUUUAAGAGUUACACAAAUAUCAUUCUACAUAUUUGAUUUUAUGAAGUGAGCUUAUAAGACCGUCUUUGAUUUCUCGGUCUGAUGUUUUAAAACAACGAAGAUAUUUUCCUGUAAAAUUGACAUCAAAAACAAAAUUUUCUGCAUGUUUGUCUGGUUUUAAUCUAAUCGGGCCAACAAGUCAGUGGCAUUCAAGUUGUGAACAGCGCCCUCUUUUGACCAUUUUACAGUAGUCGUUCAUUACACUAGCUUGCAUCCAGUUGCUUUUAUGUUUACAUUCUUUUCCUUUCUUCAUUUGUUGUUAUGUUGUUAACUUUCAUCGGCCUUUAUGGUAUCGUCUGUGCCUGAACCAUCUACAUGUAGAGCUUAAGCUUGCUUAAAAAUGUAGAGCUUUUACAAUUUAAUAAUGAAUAUUCUAAAGGGACACAGGGUUUGAAUGGAGUGUACUUGCAGAGUACUUUAGACUAAAUUUAUACAUAAACACAAAUGUCUUAGGCUGUACCCAGCAUUGCUUUUGUUCAGUCGUGCAUAAUUGAGCCUGCAUUAUGCUCGAUAUCAUCCGCACUGCUUCUGAAUGUCAUCAGUGCUGCCUCAACCCAUUAACAGUGAUUGUUGGAGGAUUUGGAUUAAUUCAUCACCAGGUUUCUUAACAUGUUUCAAAAUCAGAUCAACUACGUAACAGUGUAAUUUUGUACCUGAAAAACAACGUGCUAAAAAGACAACAGGAAAUCCGAAAUAACUGAUGGACUGAUUGGUUCACUCUUGAUUGACUGAUUGAUUGUUUGAUUGAUUGCCUGGCUGAUUGAUUGAUUGAUUGGCUGACUGAUUCACUGGUGGACGUCUUGGUUCUUUUCAUGAUUGAUCGAUUUAAUGACUGAUUGAUUGAUUGAUUGAUUGAUUGAUUGAUUGAUUGAUUGCCUGGCUGAUUAAUUGAUUGAUUGAUUGAUUGAUUGGCUGACUGAUUCACUGGUGGACUGUCUUGGUUCUUUUCAUGAUUGAUCGAUUUAAUGACUGAUUGAUUGAUUGAUUGAUUGAUUGAUUGAUUGAUUGAUUGAUUGAUUGAUUGGCUGAUUGGUUAGCUGGUUGAUUAAAAUAUUGACAUAAUUUUCAGAGGGUUCAUAUAAAUAUCAAUACAAAAUUUACACCAUUUUCGCAUGACAUUAUUCAACAUUGCAAACGUUAGACAAAAUUACACAAUCAUCACGCAAACUAUGACUUUUUGAUGAAAUAAUACAGAUACAAUUUCAUAUAAACACUAAAUCACCUACAAAUAAAGAACAGUAGUAAACCUAAUGCACAAUAACAAUGCUGCCAUGUACUAUUAUAUAACACAGAAACAAGUCUGAAUUCUUUACACUCAUGUUGAUUCUUGUAAAUGUCUGAGAACUUUAAUACCUUUAUGAUAAGGGGUUGAUUCUUCUUAAAAUAAGUCAAAACUGCAAACUGCAAUCAGCACGUAACCAUGUUGUCCAACAUAUUUCUUGACAGCUUAAAAUAGCCAUCAAUUGUUCUUUUUAUGAAUGGGGAUUUAUUUUAUCUCAUAGAAAAAAAUAGUGCAAUUGUUCAUCAAAUCCCAUUGCUGCAAAGAGAUUAUUUGGAUUUUACAUCCCAGUCCUUUUUUGGCCAUUACCUAAGAAGUUAAGAUGUUCAGAAGUUGAGAUGUUGACAUGUAACACCAGGACGGUUUUUUUGUUCCGUCUUGUUGUCUGAGAUGUUUCUUACCUUUGGGAUACUCAGUGGGUUCUCUCAUGAAGAAUUAUGUGAUCUUACCUUAAUAACAUUUACACAUCUGUAGAGAUUUCAACAACACGCAGCUUAGAUGCUGGAGAUAUGUUGUUAAUGGAGACGUUGGUAUUCUUUAUCUGUUUGCUGUGGUUCUUCUGAUGUUAAGAACCAUACUCAAAAGUAUCUCUUCUUAAUUAUCUUUUGGAGGUGACGGUUUAGGAGAACAUGUUGAUAUUCCUGUACCCUUUUCUGCUGUAUUUGUGAUCUUCAUAUCAGACACAUCCACAAACUAAACUUAAAGUCUCCCGCCAAGGAACAUUCUUUGUAACAUGCUUUCAAUCUGUUGAUAAAACUUGACUGAACGGAAUACAUAGCCUUAGUCUUUUGUGUUCACUGCAUUUUCUUAACUUGAUGUGUUACUUAUGCACACUGGAUGAUCCAAUGUGAAGACUUACGUUCAGUGAAACAGCAACUGGAACAGGCAUAGUCCUAUAGGAAAAAAUAUCAAUUUUCUUAAUGGAAUGUUUUUUCCUUCUUUCAAAGUUAUACACCUCCCUCCCCCACUUACUCCAGAUGAAGUCCACCCCAUUUUUGGUCAAACAGACUACAAUUAUUAACCAGCGACCCUUCAUAUUACCAUAGUGGCUUGUUUUAUUGUCACAUUAUUCAUAGCAAAAUACCAUAAAACAAAAGGCAACUUAUUAAUUUACAAGCAACUAGUUCAAAUUUGCAUAUGAAAUUAAAUGCUUAAAACAUUUACUUUUAAAGCAUGUGUUGCUUGGAAACUGCUAAUUUUUCAAAUGUAUGUUUAUGAAAAAUAUAUUUUUCAGACAAAAUACACAUAGAUUUAUUUGUAAUCUGAUCAUUUUACGCAUGAAGUACGAGUUGAACAGAGAGCAGCAUUACACAAAAUAACAAAACAAAUGUAAUUAACAUUUAGUGCUGUGCAUUUCCAAAUAAUUUAGUAUUCGAUUAUUGGAACUUGGUUUUGCUUGAAUAUUCAAAUAUUCGACCAUUGAUAUUGAGGUUAGAGCCUGUCGUAAAUAUCAUGUAUUUAUUUUUUUGAGAUAGCUGACUAGUUGAUAUGUGACAGAUGUUAAAGAUGCAAAUUAGGGCUAUUUUCCUCGUGGAAGCUCUAAAAUUAUGUGUGCAAAGUAGCUGCCCACAAAAAUGUGGCAUUUCACAAACAUUAAAACCACUCAACUUCUACAAAUAUGUUACAUCACGGACGUUUUUCGUCAUCUUCUCGAGUAUUCUUUUUUUGUAAAUGCUAUUCUGAUGUUCGGUGGAUGAUUGAAUAUUCGGUGUACAGUCGAACACCUUGAUAACAAGGUCCUUGGGACUUGAUAAAUUACCUUGUUAUAACAGGUACCUUGUAUUAACAGUAAUGGAAAACAAAGAAAAACAAAGACUUGGGACCUACAAUUGUCCUUGUUAUAAGCAGGAUGUUGUAUUAACAGUGCUCUUAUCAGGGUUCGAUUGCAUUCGACGCAGCCCUGUUAACAUUAUUGUACAUGUAGCUACCUGUAUAAGUACACAAUUUCUUCAAUCAAUAAACUUAACAUUUAGAUUGGGUUUUAGAUCACAAUGUGUGGUAUUGACAUUUCCAGAUGGUGUUGCUUUGACGAAAAUCUGUUUAAAAUAAUUAAGUAAUCGUUAAAAUAUGCACAUUACUGGAACAACUAAGCAUAGGACAUCUGCUAUUUUAUACUAGCUAAACUAAUCAAAAUAGAAUAUUUUUACAUAAAUCUCAGCUGUAGUGCAGCAGCUUGAUACAACAUGUGUACAUUAAUGUACGGAAUAAUAGAAUGCAAUAUAUUUACAUAAAUGUAACAUUGCUACUGUAUUUAUGCAAAAUGCUGGGUUAUGAUAAAGGCCAUACAAUCAGUUUUAGGGACUUUUCCGGAUCUUUCCCGAAAAAGGUUUCGAACGUCUUUUGAUAGAAUUGUUACUUUUUUUUUCACAAUUAUCAUUGAAGAGCAUUGGUCUUGCAUUAUACACUUGCCAAUGGUUUAAGUUUAGAUGGAUUUGUUUGUUGGCCAAAACGUCUUCUAGUAAACCUGUGUCUUAUUAUUUUUCAGUAAUAUUUGUUUCAUGUUAAACAUUUUGGUCACAAAUUCUGAUUACAAUGUAUAAUAAAAUGAGUACGAUAUUGACCAACCAA